GCGUUGUACUCAUUGGCUGGUUUCUUCUCCUUAAAACCACCCCCCUCAUCUUCUUCUUCUUCUGUUAAGCGAUAUUCUUUGGUUAUUUGCAUUUGGCUAAGUUGUUAAACAUGAUCAAGACGUUGAAUCCUUACUCCACCACAGCUAAAACGGCUGAAAUCAUGUCCAGGUACAGGCCGAUAGCGCCGAAGCCUGAGGCGGCAGCGGCGAACGGCAUGGAUGAGAGCUCGGCUAUGUCGCAAAAGAUCAGACAGUCUCCUUAUCUGAGGAAUUUAUGGCCUCAGCUUCAGGCUAGGCCUAGUAGGAGUAGAAAGAGAGGUAGAGCUGCUUUGUCACCGCCAACUCUCAAGAGAGUUAAAACCCAUGUCUUUGGGCUUCCUUCACAUGUAACAUCCCCUUCUAAAAACCUUUCUUUGCACGGCUUUUCUCAUGGCUUUCUGUCGGUUCGUGGUGGAAUGGAGAUUUCUUCUACACAACCGGCAAGUUUGGUUACACUUCCCCUUCUUCCAUGUCCUCCCCUUAGUUUCAUGGAAUCUAGUGCCGGUGAGAAGGUAAUUGAUUUGAACACAGUAGCUGAAAUUCCAGAGGAGAAGGAUCUGUUGAAGCAGCUCCAAGGUACUCCUUUCUCCAGCAGCGUCAUCGCGCCUCAGCCGAUUCGACCAGUUGGCUCCAGUAUCAGUGUCGGAUGCAUCAGCGAGAACCCGAAACUAAACUCGCCGAUGAAAGUCCCGAAGAAACCAGAUGAGGUAGAAGAAGAGGUGGAGUCAGAGGCAUUGCCGGUUGUGGUAUCCGACUCAAACAACAAAGUCAGACUGGCGAAUUCUGCUUAUAAUGAAAUGAUUGGUCAACCAGAAUGCCCAUGGCUCGAUUCUAUGGUGGCGGGAGGCAGGAAGAGAAUAUGUGGGGAAGUGUUGCUUGAUUUAUGUGACGGCAUAGUACCACUUGAAUCCAAGGGGUUUUCGUGCUGGGUGAGAAUCGAGUGGGGAAAUGAAGGGAAACAGAUGGCGAUCAAAGCCUUCUGCGAUGUGAUGAGGUUAUCAUGUAUGUCAAAAGACUACCUGUACGCUUGGAGGUUCCAUACCAACAAGAAAAGGGAACUAUCUCAUUUUAGCACCAAUGUAUGAAA
Hibiscus syriacus is the source of this 1126-nucleotide messenger RNA. RefSeq lists its product as uncharacterized. The transcript has a single exon. The coding region runs from base 111 to 1124 and encodes 337 amino acids. Lineage: Eukaryota; Viridiplantae; Streptophyta; Magnoliopsida; Malvales; Malvaceae. The record is from RefSeq and is a predicted model, not a curated record.